AUGGCUGCCGUGGCUCAUCAGUUUGGGAUUCUGAUUGAUGAAGACGGUGAGUGUCAGAGUGCCAGGACGAUGGCAGAUGAAAUCACCAGGAACAUCACAGACACAAUUAAAUUAAAAGAUGAACAGCUACCCUUACAAGGCGAAAUCUGGAAAGAGCUUUCCCAGUUGGAAAAGGAGAGGUUGUAGGCUGAGAAAAGCAGGGGAUGCAGACAUUGAACACUACAAGAGCUCUCUGAAGAAAAAAGGAGGAGGAGUUGAGAAAGAAGCAACAUAAAUGUGAAAUGUCAGAUGCAAUGGCAAAGAUUCAUUUUAGGAAUGUCAAAUCAGGACUGAGCGAUCCUAUUUCCUCAAAUGGAUGCGGAUAAAUCUGGACAAUCUGUCACGUCAGAACCUGUCGGGUUUGCGGGACCGGUACAAAGAUCUUUGCCAAUAUUCUCAGGAGAAAAAAGACGACAUUAAACAUUUGGAUAAGCAAUUAUCUGACUGUUCCUUAGGUCUUGAACACUUCCUGCGUGAGUUGGGCCAGUUAUAUGAAGCUGCCUGCUCCCUCCCUGAAAGUAGCCUACAAAGGAAACAGAUGGAGCAGCUCCCUGGAUUGUGUGCUCAGAUGCUGUUGGAUGGUUUCCCCAUUGAGCUUGUGGAUGGAGAUGCAUCAAAUAUCCCUCUAAAAUGGAUAUCAGCUGUACUGACUCAGCUUCAUACUCUUGUGGACUCUAACAGCAAGAUCCGGGUUGUGACAGUUUUAGGGGUCCAAAGCACUGGGAAGUCCACUCUCCUCAACACCAUGUUUGGUGUCCAGUUUGCUGUCAGCAGUGGAAGAUGCACCAGAGGGGCCUUCAUGCUACUGAUAAAAGUCAACAAAGAACUCAAGGAGGAACUGAAAUGUGACUUCAUCAUGGUCAUCGACACAGAGGGGUUGAAAUCACCAGAGCUAGCUCAACUAGAUGAUAGCCAUGAACAUGACAAUGAACUGGCCACGCUGGUCAUAGGACUCAGUGAUGUUACGAUUAUCAACAUCGCCAUGGAGAACUCCACAGAGAUGAAAGACAUUCUACAGAUUGUUGUUCAUGCUUUUAUCAGGAUGAAGGAAGUGGGGAAGAAGCCAGUAUGUCAUUUUGUGCACCAGAAUGUGUCAGACAUGUCUGCUCAUGACAACAACAUGAGGGACAGGAAGAAGUUGUUGGAACAGUUGAAUGAAAUGACCCUGGCAGCAGCCAGAAUGGAGAAGAAGGAGAAUAUCACCAAGUUCACUGACGUGAUGGAGUAUGAUCCAGACACAAGCAGCUGCUACAUCCCAGGACUCUGGCAUGGGACUCCCCCUAUGGCUCCAGUCAAUGCAGGCUACAGUGAGGCGGUGUACAGCUUCAAGAAGACCUUGAUGGAAGAUUUCAGAAAAUGCCAGAGAAAUGAUGACUUGACACAUUUCUUGAAGUGGACACAAAGCUUGUGGGAGGCAGUGAAAUUUGAGAAAUUCAUCUUUAGUUUCAGAAACAGCUUGGUUGCAGAUGCAUACUCCAGAUUAUGCUCGGAGUACAAUGGUUGGGAAUGGGCCUUCCAGAGGGAGAUGUAUACAUGGAUGGUGGGUGCUGAAACUAAAAUAUCCAAUAUUGGCAUGACAGAUCAAAAUCCCCAGAGGUCCAUGUGCAAAAAGACUUGA
Molecule: messenger RNA, 1657 nt
Organism: Coregonus sp. 'balchen'
Lineage: Eukaryota; Metazoa; Chordata; Actinopteri; Salmoniformes; Salmonidae
Source: the annotation of a GenBank genome assembly